Messenger RNA from Capsella rubella, 2425 nucleotides. RefSeq names its product protein ACCELERATED CELL DEATH 6. The record is from RefSeq and is a predicted model, not a curated record. Lineage: Eukaryota; Viridiplantae; Streptophyta; Magnoliopsida; Brassicales; Brassicaceae. Gene Ontology annotation, molecular function: protein phosphatase 1 binding; protein phosphatase regulator activity. Gene Ontology annotation, cellular component: plasma membrane.
AUGAGUCUGAGGAAUCGGAAUUAAAAGGAACUACACAUGGAGCGUCUUAGAGGGUGAUGAAGAGCGAAUCAGUCCUCAUGUCAACAAAGAAGAAGCCAUACACUUUACAGCUUGGCUUGGUCACCGAUUAAUCUCGGGUCUGAUAUUGUUUUCGACAGCUGAUCCAAAAGGAGUUAAUGAGUCUGACGAAUCGGAAUCAAAAGCUCUGUUGUAGAUAGGCUCCUCUUCAAGUAUCUUGUCCAUUUGUUUAUAAAUUGGCUUUCACACCACGAAAUAAAGGAAAUUACACAUAGAGCUGCUUAGAGGAUGAAGAAGAUAGAGUAAGUCGUGAUAUCAACAAAGAAGGAGCCAUGAACUUUUACACUAAGGUCUACAAGAGGAGAUCAAAUCAGUUCUUAUAGAACUGUUAAUAGGCCAUCUUGGAACAAGGAGAAGGAUCCUGCAAAUUGAGAGUUUGGUGAAGACUUGUUGAAAUAUGUUGAUGAAACAUUGGUAGAAACCUGUGUUUGGCACUUUCAAAGGUGACCCGGUAAAAGAAACAGGAUCAGGUCUUUGAUCACGUGAAAAAUGCUUUGAAGAAGUUUGAUGAGGUUCAUCAUCUCUACAUUCAACCUCAGCUUGUGUUCUAGAGUCCCUUAACAACCUCAAGUUAUCUGAUCUUUUCGACCUCCCUGGUAAAAAUGUUACGAUGAAUCCGGAAAUUUUUAGCGGACUGAGUGAUGGGAACAAAGAAUGUGUGGAGAAGUUAAGAAGCCAUGGAACACCAAUGGCAUGUCUCAAGAGCAACGGAGGAGAUUCAAUCCUUCAUCUUGCUGCCUGAUGGGGUUAUCUAGAACUAGUGAAGAACAUGUGUCCAUGCCUUGUAUUGGAGCCAAACUCCAAGGAUCAGCUUCCACUUCAUGUGGCAGCUCAUGUCGGUCAUUCAGCUGUUGUUGAGGCUCUUGUUGCAGUAGUAACAUUUUUUUCAGAUAGACUUUCUGAAGAAGAUAGGGAGAGACUGAAUCCAUAUGUUCUCAGGGACAAAUAUAGAUAUAUAGAAGGACGCUAUAUGGAUAUGGCUGCCUGUCUGGUGAAUGCGAACCAGGGUGCUUCUUUUCUUGAAAAUAAUGAGGGAGUAUCUUCCUUGUAUAUGGCAGUAAGAGCUAGAGAUGCAUCUCUUGUGGAAGCAAUUUUGAAAACCACCGGCAACGAGGACCUUGAAGGGAAGAAGUCUAAUUUAGAUUUAAAGUUGCAAGGGAGAAACGAUCUUGCAAUACAUGCUGCUUUGAAGGCCAAAAGUAUAAGUGUCUUUGAUGUUAUUCUUAAUGAAUAUCCAAGUCUUGAGGAUGAGCAAGAUGAAGAAGGAAGGACUUGUGGAGCAUCAAUAGGGUUUUAUGAAGGAGUAUGCAACCUGUUAGACCGAUCAACAAAGAGUGUUUAUGUCUGCGAAGAUGGUUCCUUUCCAAUACAUACGGCUGCAGAGAACGGCCAUAUUAGAAUUGUUAAUGAGAUUCUAAAACGUUGUCCAGAUUCAAAACUCCUGCUCAACAAACUUGGCCAGAGCGUUCUCCACAUUGCAGCAAAGAUCGGGGAAGAUAAUCUUGUGAAAUCGUUGAUGCUAAGUAAUGAUACCAAACAUAUGGGUGUUAGGCAAGAUGUGGAUGGAAAUACACCUUUGCACCUUGCCACCUUAAAUUGGCGCUACCGAUCAAUAAGAAAUCUUUUGGAUGUAAAGAUACUGUAUUUACGGAACGAUAAUGGCUUAACAUCUAGGGGCGUUGCGGAGUCAGUGCUAAAAUCCAAUUACAUCUUUCACGAGAGGUUGACACUGGCAUUCUUAUUACAUGCUCACAUGUCAAAGGGUUCUGGAUCUGUAAAGUCGUUAACAAAACCAUCGGAGCCACUAGACCAUGAAAAGAGCAGAGAUUACGUUAACACUCUUCUACUGGUAGCCGCACUUGUAGCUACAAUGACGUAUGCUGCAAGUUUUACAAUACCUAACAGCUCUGUUCCACACAUUGGCAGGGCAACUUUGACCACUGUCCCAAAUCUCUUCUGUUUUCUGCUGUUUGACAUCUUGGCAAUGCACACCUCCGUACUUGCAACAAUAUGCACUCUUAUUUGGGCACAGUUGGGUGAUCCAUCACUCGUUUCCUCAUCCUUAAAUAUGGCCUUGCCCUUACUGAUAUUUUAUCUUCUCUGCAUGCCCUUGGCAUUCCUUUGUGGCGUGUUUAUUGCGAUUGGGCAUGUUAAAUGGUUUUUAGCCAUCAUUUCCUUAAUAUCUGCGUUCUUCUUCUAUCGGGCGAUCAGUAUUCUUGCCCCUCACGUCCUGCUACAGCUGUCAAAUGUUUCAUGUGGUUCUUAUCUCGAGGUGUUUAUGUAUUAUCAAUGAUCAAAUCUGGAACUAGUUUAGUAAGCGAAACACGAUGAUUUGUUUUAUGUCCAA